Messenger RNA from Sycon ciliatum, 1275 nucleotides. RefSeq names its product homeobox protein SIX6-like. The record is from RefSeq and is a predicted model, not a curated record. Gene Ontology annotation, molecular function: DNA-binding transcription factor activity, RNA polymerase II-specific; RNA polymerase II cis-regulatory region sequence-specific DNA binding. Gene Ontology annotation, cellular component: nucleus; transcription regulator complex. Lineage: Eukaryota; Metazoa; Porifera; Calcarea; Leucosolenida; Sycettidae. Bases 102 to 908 code for a protein of 268 amino acids. Gene Ontology annotation, biological process: regulation of transcription by RNA polymerase II. The transcript has 3 exons.
UGAGAAGAUCAGUUCCACUUUGUCCUGUUGCUGGUGAGUUAGCUGUUUGCUGUAAAAAAAGUUUUACUUGCAGAUCAUUGGUUUCAAGACAUCGUGGCAUCAUGUCGGUUGUACCUCUUCUUUCCAUUGCCGACAUUGAGUCGGCUUGCAACACCUUGCUGGAAGCAAGGCAGUUUGAUCGCUUAGAUCGCUUGUUAUGGUCCUUACCACGAACUCCCCAGUUUACAAAUAACGAUUCGAUUCUGGUCAGUCGAUGCGCAUUGUGUUACCAGCAGCGUCGCUACUCCGAACUUUACAGCAUGCUCCGAAACCGCUGCUUCGACCGUGCCCAUCACGCCACGCUACAGAAUCUCUGGUUCGAAGCGCACUACGACGAAGCGGAACAGAGGCGGUGCGGAAAGGCUCUCGGACCGGUCGGCAAGUACCGCGUACGGAGAAAGUACCCGCCGCCGGCCACGAUCUGCGAGGGCCCGCAGCCAAGCUUCUGCUUCGACGAGCGUGUUCGCGAGACGUUGACAGUGGCGUUCAAUCGCAGUCAGUAUCCAACUGCACAGCAAAAACAAGAGCUAGCCGCCAUGACGAACCUGACCAUCGUCCAGGUCAGCAAUUGGUUCAAGAACAAACGUCAGCGUAGUCGCGGCCAUCAGGAUGAUAUGGCUGUUUCUAGUCACUCAAGCUCAUCGUCACAGGAUGGUACUCCAGCGUGGGUAGUCAGAGGGUCGGACUGCUCCUCGCCAACCAGUACAGGUCCUGCAUCAUCCGACUCCUCUGAACACCACCAGCAGCAGCCGCACCAACAACCCCAAUUCUCCAUCAUCCCCCAUCAACCGGCCGCCCUAAGCCUACCAGCCGGUCUUGUCAUGUGGCGACCGCAAACGUUCGUCGAGCAGCGGCCAGUUGAAGCAUGAUGCGAUUAUAAUCGCUUACGAAAUUCCAAGCAUAAGUGAUAAUGUUUUUAUGUUUGGCUUGACCUUGAGAUAUUUCAUGACUCCCACCUAUGCUAUCAAAGAUGUAUUUUGAAUGAAAUAUUGCCCUACAAUCUAUUAAAUUUUGCCUACCGUUCGUAUUUCCAAUAUACUUGAAAAAGUACUAUAAUUAAAUAAUACAUGUACUUUUAUCUCAGCGUUGCUCUUUAUUUGAGAAUCAGGAAUUAUACAAAGUUAUAUGGUUACGUCUUUCCUAGGAGAAUACCCUCCCCUCUCUCCCACCCAUCAUUGAUUCAAAGAUUGAGAAGGAACAUGGGGUUACCCGUACGUGCUUUCCUUGCUUUCAUCA